Molecule: messenger RNA, 865 nt
Organism: Solanum lycopersicum (tomato)
Lineage: Eukaryota; Viridiplantae; Streptophyta; Magnoliopsida; Solanales; Solanaceae
Source: RefSeq, a predicted model, not a curated record
UAUACAAGAAAGAAGAGAGAGUGUGGAACAUUACAGAAUAGUAUGGGAGCGAUAACAUUGAGUUGUUUCGUUAACUCCAUUGGAGGGGAAGCCCCAAAUUCAAGUAAUGCCCUUCCUUCAAAACCUAAGCUGUCUCCUCUCCUUUCCUUUUCAAAGCCAUCUUGGGUCGUCAGAACUGAGUCGAAUGUUCGCAAAGAAAGAAGAAAGCAGCCAGAUCCUCCUUGUGUUGUAUGUAAAGGAAAUGGCAGAGUUGAGUGCUACCAUUGCCAUGGCAGAGGGAGGACUAACUUUUUGGACCUAGAAAUGCUUCCAAGAGGAGAAUGGCCAAAAUGGUGCAAGAGUUGUGGUGGAAGUGGGCUUGGAUACUGUUCUCGUUGCCUUGGGACGGGUGAAUACCGAUAUAUAAUGGGCUUUCAUUUCAUGAAACGGGAUGAUGAACCUGAAGUUUGAACCAAACUGCUCCUGGAAGAGCUUCAAACUGUGGGAUGAUGUACCAGGAAGAGCAAGCUUCAAGUUCUACAUAAUGUAACUACUAAAAAGAGAUUGACAUAGUGAAAUGACAUUUGAUGUAAGUUAACCUGCUGCUAAAGCUCGACUGUUAGGCUGAUAGCUUCUAGAAUGCUAUAUUCUUGGAGCAUUAUCUCAGGUGCAUCUUUUGGCUUUUGGAAACAGUCCAGCUAGAAAUAUUCCUUCUAUGUGGGAAUUUAUGUUAGGACUUAUGAAAUACUGCCUCCUUUUUCCGGUUACUACUAUCCGCGAAUGCUUGUUCUCGCGACUAAAUAAAGACAAGAUGUGCUCUAAAAACAUGCUAAUGGCCUCCCAGGAUAUUUAUAAGAGUUUCCCUAAUAAUCAUUUUUUAUCAUUA